Manihot esculenta (cassava) is the source of this 4299-nucleotide messenger RNA. RefSeq names its product leucine-rich repeat receptor-like protein kinase PXC2. Bases 1151 to 4012 code for a protein of 953 amino acids. Gene Ontology annotation, cellular component: plasma membrane. The transcript has 2 exons. Gene Ontology annotation, molecular function: protein binding; ATP binding; protein kinase activity. The record is from RefSeq and is a predicted model, not a curated record. NCBI's taxonomy places the organism in Eukaryota, Viridiplantae, Streptophyta, Magnoliopsida, Malpighiales, Euphorbiaceae. Gene Ontology annotation, biological process: protein phosphorylation.
AAAAUACGUAAAGGAAAUGCCACGUGGACCAUACAUAGGAUUCUUGUUUGACCAAGACAGUAGUAAUAAAAAUAAAUAAAUAAAAAAAAAAGAGUCCAAGUGCUGUCCUCUGCAUCGCCGUUUAAGAAAGGUUUUAAAUUAUGGCUGGCUCUGCCACUUUACUCUUUAUAUCUUCCCUCUCUCUCGCCCACUGCUCUUACUGCAGCUUCUGCUGCUACUCCAUUCCCACAUAUCCACUUUUAUUAUUCUUCUCAUCUCUGACUCCAUCAUUAAUGCUUCCCGAGGGUUCCCAAUAUCUAAAUUCUCUCCCUCCCGCUUCUCCCGCUGCUUUUCCGGCGAUCCCUGCGCCUUGAUUCCUUCCCGCAGUCUCUGGGUUGAACGUUAGCUUUUAUGUUUGCAGUUUUAUUUUGAAAAAGGAGGAGGAGAGUAAGAACUACCUGGUGGGUGUUGUAGGGGGUUCUCUUCUUUCACAUUAGUGUCUGUUUUUAUUGGAGAUCAAGGAUUUCUGUAGUAUCAGUGAGUAUUUCUAUCUUGUUCUUCUUUUUACGAAAGCUAAGAAAAAGAAACUGAAACAAACAAACAGUUCAAAGAGGGAAGUGGGUUUCCUGUGGAUUUUGUUUGUUUUCUUCCUUUGUUCCAAAACAGCUAAGGCAUUGUCUUUUCGAAUAUCUCUCUCUCGGGGUUGUUGGGCCUGCUAGAAGUUUGAUCUGCAAUCAUUUAUUAUUUUUUCUAUCUUUUAUUUAAAGGGAAAAAAAAAUCACUUUGUGUCAUCUUCUUCCCUGGCUGCUACUGCAGCAGCUUCAGUGCUCCACAAUCUUCAGCUUUUGGCAUUUGUUUGUACGGAUACAAACUUUCUGCUUUCUCUUGUUUAUCCCACAAAUUAAAAAGUACAAAAAUAAAAAUUAAUACCUCUUUUAGUUGUAACCUCCAUAUCAAUUUGCAUGUGAAGCUUCCUUUUCCUUUGUUGCAAUUCGUUUCACAGAGCAAGCGUUUUUUGCCAUCAUGGGUUGCCCAAAUAGCUUUGCAUUUUUAUCCCAUGGCUACGGUGUUUCUACUCCAAGUGUUAUAUACGCUUAUUUGAAUUCCUUCAUGGAGGUCUUGCAUUGUUGACAGAGCAUUUAUUUGGAUAAUUUUGAAAUAGACAUCGAAGAUGCUAUUCGACAUCUGCUUUUUUCUUCUUUUAGUUCCUGUUGUUGUACAUUCUUUGGACUCAACAUUCAACGAUGAUGUUCUUGGGUUGAUAGUCUUCAAGGCCGGUCUUCAAGACCCAGAGUCUAAACUCGCGUCAUGGAAUGAAGAUGAUGAGAAUCCCUGCAACUGGGUCGGUGUCAAGUGCGACCCUAAAACCCAGCGGGUUACCGAACUGGUUCUCGAUGGUUUCUCUCUUUCUGGGCACAUUGGCCGUGGCCUUCUGCGCCUUCAGUUUUUGCAGAUUUUGUCACUAUCAAACAACAAUUUUACUGGCACUAUAAACCCUGAUCUCACUCAGCUUGGGGUUUUACAAGUAGUCGACUUGAGUCGGAACAACCUCUCAGGAUUGAUCCCUGAUGGAUUUUUUAAGCAAUGUGGAUCCUUGCGAUCAGUUUCAUUUGCUAAUAAUAACCUUACUGGGCAGAUUCCUGAAUCUCUGAGCUGGUGCACGUCAUUGGCAGCAGUUAAUUUCUCAUCGAACCAGCUUUCGGGCGAAUUGCCAUCUGGAUUAUGGUUUUUGAGGGGGCUUGAAUCCCUUGAUUUAUCUGAUAAUUUGCUGGAGGGAGAGAUUCCCGAAGGAAUCGCAAAUUUGGCUGAUUUGACAACCAUUAAUCUGCAGAAGAACAGAUUCACUGGACAGCUUCCAGUGGAUAUUGGAGGUUGUUUGCUUUUGAAAGCUCUGGAUUUUAGUGAGAAUUCUCUGUCUGACAUCCUUCCAGAGUCACUGCGGAGACUUAGGUCGUGCACUUCUCUUAGAUUGCGAGGAAAUUCAUUUACAGGAGAAGUUCCUGGUUGGAUUGGCGAAUUAACAAAUCUGGAGAGUUUAGAUCUUUCUGCCAAUGAAUUCAUGGGUCGGAUUCCAACUUCUAUAGGAAAUCUUAGUAUGCUAAAGGAAUUAAACCUGUCCAGGAACCAUCUUACAGGAGGGUUGCCACAGUCGAUGACAAAUGGCCUUAACCUUUUGGUUAUAGAUGUUAGCCAGAAUCGAUUGACAGGACUUCUUUCUCCAUGGAUUUUCAAGACGGGCCUCAAAAUUGUCUCGCUUUCAGUUACGUCUUUGGUAAGCUCUCUUCAAGGUCUUAAGGUCUUGGACCUAUCUUCAAAUGUGUUAUCUGGUGAAAUUCCAUCUGAUAUUGGGGUUGUUAGCAGUUUGCUGGUCUUGAAUAUAUCCAGAAACCGACUCUUUGGUUCUAUCCCAUCAAGUAUAGGAGAAUUGAAGAGGACUCAAGUUCUUGAUUUGAGUGAUAAUAAGCUAAAUGGAAGAAUUCCAUCUGAAAUUGGUGGAGCUGUUUCACUUGUGGAACUAAGGCUGGAAAAGAACCGUCUAACUGGGAGUAUUCCAACUCAAAUAAAGAACUGCUCGUCUCUAACAUCUUUAAUUCUAUCUCAGAACAACCUCACCGGUCCUGUGCCUGCAGCCAUUGCAAACAUAAGCAACCUCCAAUAUGUGGACUUAUCUUUCAACAACCUUUCUGGAAGCUUGCCAAAAGAGCUGACAAAUCUUUCCUACCUUUUGUCCUUUAAUGUUUCCCAUAACAACCUACAAGGUGAGCUACCAGUUGGGGGUUUCUUCAACACCAUUUCCCCUUCAGCUGUCUCUGGUAAUCCAUCUCUAUGUGGUUCUAUUGUCAAUCGCUCCUGUCCUUCUGUCCAUCCAAAGCCCAUUGUUCUGAACCCCAACUCUUCUGCCUCCUCCAAUGGCUCCUCAUUAAUCCACAAUCAUCAAAAAAUUGCACUCAGCAUCUCUGCCCUCAUUGCUAUUGGUGCAGCUGCUUUCAUUGCCCUUGGUGUUGUAGCUGUGUCUCUCCUCAACAUCCAUGUACGAUCUUCCAUGGCGCGAACUGCUGUUGCACUCACUUUAUCUGGUGGGGAAGAUUUCAGUUGUUCCCCAACUAAUGACCCAAACUAUGGCAAGCUUGUAAUGUUUUCAGGGGACACUGAUUUUGUUGCUGGUGCCCAUGCAUUACUCAACAAGGACUGUGAACUUGGUCGUGGUGGUUUUGGUGUUGUUUAUCGAACAAUACUUAGGGAUGGGCGUUCAGUCGCCAUAAAGAAGCUUACAGUUUCGAGCUUGAUCAAGUCCCAAGAUGAUUUUGAGAGGGAAGUGAAGAGACUUGGGAAGAUCAGGCACCAUAAUGUCGUGGCACUAGAAGGUUACUACUGGACUUCAUCCUUGCAGCUUCUUAUUUAUGAAUACAUAUCCAGCGGGAGUUUGUAUAAGCAUCUCCAUGAUGGAAACAGCAAAAAUUGCCUGUCUUGGCGACAAAGGUUCAACAUAAUUCUGGGGAUGGCAAAAGGUUUGGCCCAUUUGCAUCGUAUGAACAUAAUUCACUACAAUCUAAAAUCAACCAACAUUCUGAUAGAUGAAUCUGGUGAGCCAAAGGUUGGAGACUUUGGCCUGGCAAGGCUGUUACCAAUGCUAGACCAUUGUAUCCUAAGCAGCAAAAUCCAGAGUGCAUUAGGCUACAUGGCUCCUGAGUUUGCUUGUCGAACUGUGAAGAUAACUGAGAAAUGUGAUGUUUAUGGGUUUGGUAUCUUAGUUUUGGAGGUGGUGACAGGUAAGAGACCAGUGGAAUAUAUGGAGGAUGAUGUGGUGGUGCUCUGUGACAUGGUGAGGGGAGCUCUGGAGGAUGGCAGGAUGGAGGAUUGCAUUGAUGGAAGGCUUGGAGGAAAAUUUCCUGCAGAUGAGGCGAUUCCAGUUAUAAAACUCGGACUAGUAUGUGCAUCUCAAGUGCCAUCAAACAGGCCAGACAUGGAAGAAGUGAUCAAUAUUUUAGAGCUGAUCCAAUGUCCUGCAGAGGACCAAGAGGAAUUGGAAUGAGUUGAACCUGCAGAGAUGAAGAAAGAUACAAAAGUUUGUGUACUCCGGCGAAGUAGAAUCCGGUUUUGUUUGUUCAAAGAAGAAAAGAAUAUAUUGUUGAAUUUACAUUUUGUUUUUUCAUUUUUUUCCUCAAAUAAUUUCUUGUCAUUGUAAUAUUGUAUGCAUUUCUUUUUUGGUAUUCUUUUAUUAUCAGUUUCCGGAUUCUUUUUCGCCGGUUGGAUAUGGAGCAAAAACAAAUAUUGUACCAAUGAUAUAUAUAGAUAUAUAUGUAUACUGGACUGAAUCUA